Cavia porcellus (domestic guinea pig) is the source of this 4195-nucleotide messenger RNA. RefSeq names its product WNK lysine deficient protein kinase 4 (gene Wnk4). Bases 150 to 3875 code for a protein of 1241 amino acids. Lineage: Eukaryota; Metazoa; Chordata; Mammalia; Rodentia; Caviidae. Gene Ontology annotation, biological process: protein phosphorylation; positive regulation of potassium ion import across plasma membrane; negative regulation of sodium ion transport. The record is from RefSeq and is a predicted model, not a curated record. Gene Ontology annotation, molecular function: potassium channel inhibitor activity; protein serine/threonine kinase activity; ATP binding. The transcript is spliced from 18 exons. Gene Ontology annotation, cellular component: cytosol; cytoplasm.
CGGAGCUCUGUCAGCACGAGGAACGACGCGGGAGGGGGGCGGGGCCAGGUGGCAGGGCGGGGCCGGGCUCCACGGGGCGCUGCGCACUCGCCAGCUGCUGUCGCCCCGCGCCGGUCGGGUCUCCAGGCUCGCAGCGCCCGGAUCUUCUGAUGCUGGUGCCCUGGGCUGGAGAGCCCGCGGUCCCUAUGUCCCAGACUGAGGCCGACUUAGGCUUGCGGCCCCCGCCACCCCCAGGUCCCGUGGGGCCGUCCCGUCCGGGGCCCCCUACCCGCCGCACGCGCCGCUUCUCAGGACGGACUGAACCCCGGCCACGCGCCCUGUGCCCCGGCCGCCGCAGCUCCGUGGACCUGGGGCUGCUGAGCCUCUGGUCACAGUCUGUGGCACCCAGCCCCGAACCCCUAAACUCACCAGACCUCGUGGGCGCAGGCCCUGCGCACAGCUCACCGCCCGGCUCCCAGGAGCCCCCCGAGGGCGCGUGGCCCACAGCCGCCCCGACGCCGCCCACAGGUUCUGUGCUUACCAAGCUUGCGCCGGCACCGGGGAGACCCGGGCCAGGAGAACCACCACAGGUCUCUGAUGCCACAGCCUGGGAGCGACAGCGGGAGCUGGAGGAGGAGGAGACAGAGACUCAGGCUGUGGCGACGUCCCCGGAUGGCCGGUACCUCAAGUUUGACAUCGAGAUUGGGCGCGGCUCCUUCAAGACCGUGUACCGCGGGCUGGACACAGACACCACGGUGGAGGUGGCGUGGUGCGAGCUGCAGACUCGGAAACUGUCACGUGCUGAGCGGCAGCGCUUCUCCGAGGAGGUGGAGAUGCUCAAGGGGCUGCAGCACCCCAACAUUGUCCGCUUCUACGACUCCUGGAAGUCAGUGCAGAGGGGCCAGGUUUGCAUCGUGCUGGUCACCGAACUCAUGACCUCUGGCACGCUCAAGACAUACCUGCGGCGCUUCCGGGAGAUGAAGCCCAGGGUCCUUCAGCGCUGGAGCCGCCAGAUCCUUCGGGGCCUGCACUUCUUGCACUCUCGGGUACCCCCCAUCCUGCACCGGGACCUCAAGUGCGACAACGUCUUCAUCACUGGUCCUACGGGCUCUGUCAAAAUCGGGGACCUGGGCUUGGCCACACUCAAGCGUGCCUCCUUUGCCAAGAGUGUCAUUGGGACCCCAGAAUUCAUGGCCCCCGAGAUGUACGAGGAGAAGUAUGAUGAAGCCGUGGACGUGUAUGCGUUUGGCAUGUGCAUGCUGGAGAUGGCCACCUCUGAGUACCCGUACUCCGAGUGCCAGAACGCUGCGCAGAUCUACCGCAAGGUCACGUCGGGCACCAAGCCGAACAGCUUCUACAAGGUGAAGAUGCCAGAAGUGAAGGAGAUCAUUGAAGGUUGCAUCCGCACAGACAGAAAGGAGCGGUUCACCAUCCAGGACCUGCUGGCCCACGCCUUCUUCCGUGAGGAGCGUGGGGUGCAUGUGGAGCUGGCUGAGGAGGACGAUGGCCAGAAGCUGGACCUCAAGCUCUGGCUGCGCAUGGAGGACGUGCGGCGAGGGGGGCGCCCGAGGGACAACCAGGCCAUCGAGUUCCUGUUCCAGCUGGGUCGGGAUGUGGCUGAGGAGGUGGCCCAGGAGAUGGUGGCCCUGGGCUUGGUCUGUGAGGCUGAUUACCAGCCGGUGGCCCGGGCUGUGCGUGAGCGGGUCACUGCCAUCCAGCGGAAGCGCGAGAAGCUUCGGAGAGCUCAGGAGCUGGAGGCCCUGCCUCCCAAGCCAGGGCCUGUGCCCACGAAAGUCCUUGAGGCUCCUGCAGCCUCUGGCGCAUUCCCUCUGGAGCCAGAGGAGCCAGAGGCAGACCAGCACCAGUCCUUCCUCUUCCGCCACACCAGCUACUCAUCUACCACCUCGGACUGCGAGACCGACGGCUACCUCAGCUCCUCUGGCUUCCUGGACGCUGCAGACCCUGCCCUGGUGACCCCUGAGGAGGUGCCCUCUAGCCUGGUGGAGCCCCAGCUCCAUCUGCCCUCGGCGUGUCGGGGUUGUCUCCCUGACCCCAGCAGCCAGCUGCGCCUGACCUCACAAACCUGGUUUCAGGCUUUCUCGGUCUCCAUCCCAAGGUCUGGUCCCAGCAGUGACUUCUCCCCUGGGGACAGCUGUGCCUCAGACGUAGUGUCAGGCCUCAGCAACGUGAGCGAGGGGACGGGGCACACGCGCAGACCCGUAGGGAAGACUCCCCGGCGCAGACCCCGCUCCCGGCUGUGGGUCACAAGUGUCUCCAACCAGAGUGACAGAGUGGUUGAGUGCCAGCUGCAGACCCACAACAGCAAGAUGGUGACCUUCCGCUUCGAUCUGGACGGGGACAGCCCAGAAGAGAUUGCAGCUGCCAUGGUGUACAACGAGUUCAUCCUGCCAUCCGAGCGUGAAGGCUUCCUGAGGCGGAUCCGGGAGGUCAUCCAGCGGGUGGAGACACUGCUCAAGAGAGACCAUGAGGCUGCCCCAGGCCUCCAGCAGGAGCCCUCCAGCAGUGUGGACUGGGUCCCACCUCGGGACCCUUCUGGGAAGGGACACUGGGGACCAGAACCUCAGGCCACCACCACCCCAGCAGAGCUCCAGAGCAGUUGUGGCUGUGGCUGUGGCUGUGGCCCCGGCCUGGGCCAGUGGAGCUGGACCUUCUCUGACACCCCAUCUCUGCCUGGGACACCCUUGUCCCCUGCAGCCCCCAGCUUUCCCGUCGCUUCCUCUCCAUGGCCCCUCACUUGCGGCCAGCCCUCUAGUCCCCCUCUACAGUCACCCUGCUCCCCACUUUCCAGGGGCUCUCCCCCUAGCAGCCCACAGAGCCCCUCUCCUCUCCCUCUCUGUCCCUCCCUGCCUGCCACCUCCCUGCCUGCUGCCACCACCACCACCACCGCUGGCCCCCUUCUGUCCCUGGCCAGUGCCUUCUCACUGGCUGUGAUGACUGUUGCCCAGUCCUUGCUGUCCCCCUCCCCCGGGGUUCUUGCCCAGGAUCCCCCAGUGCCCCCAGGCCCACUGCCGCUGCCUUUGUCUCCACUUGCCCCUGGAGGCCAGGAAAGCCUUUUUCCCCAGAUGGCCGAGGCAGAGGCAGAGAGUAAGGCCUCCCUGGGUCCCACAUGGCCACUCCUGGGCGAAGCCAGACUGGCACCCAUCUCGGAAGAGAAGCCCCAGCUCGUUGGGCGCUUCCAGGUGACCUCGCCCAAGGACCCAGCGACACACCCUCCCAUGCGCCCAGUGAGCCCUGAGCCCCCCAGCUGCCCUAAGCUGCCAACCCCUCUACUGAACCUGGGCAGCUCAAACACCCAGGAUGCGGCUGGGCCGGGGCCGGACACCGGGGAGGCUGUGGCCAAGAGCACCUGCACUGCCGAGGGCCCAGGGAGUCCCGUGGAGGAGAACAGGGAUACGGGGCUUGAGCCCCAUAUGGGGGACAGCGCUCUGGGCCUGGGCCACCCCAGCCCAGUGUGGAUGAGCUGCUCCUACAGCAGCUUGUGCCUGAGCAGCGAGGAGUCGGAGAGCAGUGGGGAGGACGAGGAGCUCUGGGCAGAGCUGCAGAGCCUGCGGCAGAAGCACCUUUCUGAGGUGGAGGCACUCCAGACACUCCAGAAGCAGGAGAUUGAGGACCUGUACAGCCGGCUGGGCAAGCAGCCCCCACCAGGCAUCGUGGCCCCGGCCGCCAUGCUCUCCAGCCGCCAGCGCCGCCUGUCCAAGGGCAGCUUCUCCUCAUCCCGCCGCAACAGCCUGCAGCGCUCCGAGCCCUCGGGCCCUGGCAUCAUGCACAGAAACUCCCUGAGUGCCAGCAGCACCAGCUCCCCGGAGCAGCGGGCAAGCAAGGGGCUGACGUUCACCGGGGAUGCUGGCAGGAUGCACCCCUUUAUCCUGCAGUGAAUUCAGAACAGAAGCCAGCAUCUCCCGUACCAGGGCCCACUUCAGCGCCUGUGCUCUCCGGACUAGAUGCUUUUCUGACCGGCUCAGCAAGGAGGACCAGCACGCAGGGGACAGGCACAGAGAGGGCAGUUACCCACACACACAGGGACUGUGCUGCCACAAGGAGGUGGAGGUCUGUAGCCUUGUUGCCUGCCUUUCACCCUGGCUCCAGUCAAGGGCUGACCACUCCACUGUCCCACCCAAGCCCAGAUGCUUCUAGAGGGUGCACUCGUGGCCAACCACAGUUAGCAGUAGCCAAUAAAAACUGCUGGAGAUAAGGA